CAUUGCCGUCCUCAAUCAUUCCAUGAUCCUUCCAUACUAUUUGGCUUAUUGUCCUACCUAUACCCGUCCUGCGUCUUCGAACUGUGUACUCGCAUGCAAGGAGACGUCUCUUGUACAGCCGAUCGCGUUUCAACGUGCUCUGAAGCUCGCUCCAACUUGCGGCGUGACAAGCACAGGCGUUACGGAUACAAGCAUGCAUGACAUGACAGCUGCAUGAGAUCCGUGACGGCGUCCUUCAAACUAGACGCCUGGAAACGCUUUCUUCUGGACGUCAUCCCACCAGAUGAAUGCCUGGGUAUAUCAUGGCCGUCUGCUAGGAGCACCUGGAAUGCCUACGCAUUCGCGCUCCAUAUCCCUUGGCCCACAGCUCAGUUCAUCGCCGCGCGAUAAAGUCUCGAAAGCCAAAUCCACCUCGAACCUCCGUACAAUGGCCACCGUCGAAGCAUCGUCCCCGGCACAUCCUCAGAGUGCUUCUCCCGAGACGUCUUUUCGGACAAUCGCAGAUCCACGAAACGCCAGCACAACCGACCUGCCCGGUUCCAGUUCUACCUCCCCGAAGCACCCAGAUCUGAACAGCGAGGUGACUGCAUUGAGCGACAAACUCAUAAGUGCAAUCAACCACCAGACUGCCCUCGAUGAUACUCUUGCGCAGACAAGGCAAGAACUGGAAGAGUCCAAGGCAAGGAUCGCAAAGCUGGAAGCUGAGGCAAAAGCGCAUGAAGAGAAACUGGCGCGUGGCGAUUUGGUCACGAAAGAGACGGCGGAUCAGCAGAGUAACAGAUUGUCUGCUGAGUUAGCGGAGGAGAGGAAACAAAAGGCACUCGUGCAGCAAGAGAAGCGCGGCAUUGAGUCAGAAUUGGAAACUCUUACCGCGUCACUGUUCGAUGAAGCAAACAAGAUGGUAGCUUCGGCGAACCGAGACCGUGAGGCAAUCGAGAAGAAGAACCAACAGCUCCGCGAUCAGAUCAAGGACGGAGAAGCUGUCAUUGCAUCACAGACCGAGCAAUUGACUGAACUCAAGACGCUCAUGCAGCAAAUUGGCCCUAGUUACGAUUAUCGGAAAGAGCUCGAAUCGCCUCGAGUCUCACUUGCACCUUCGAGCCCUGGCGCCGCAAGAGAGGAGGGCAACAUAGCCCGUCUUCUUGAAGCGAUGAAUCUUUCACCACUCAGUCCGGAAGGCGAGAUAUUACCCAGUCCGUCUACGAUGCUCACGCAUUUGAUCAAACCUUUGUGCCGCACAGAUAUCCCAGCUUACGAGGAUUUCAAGAACCUUGUACAGACAUCUCAUUUUCGAUCUCACAAUCCUUCUCACGCUCCGUCUCGAGCAGGCUCUGGGUCUUACGGUGGUUUGAACGUGAUGGGCCUUGGCUCCCUUACAAAUAACUCAAAUCCGAAUCUCACUCAGAUUUCUCAGCCUGCUACGUCGAAAUUGGCGAACUCGCCUUCCAUCCCAGGCUCGUUCAGCCCAAAUCCUGACACGAAGGGACCGGUGCCCCUGAAGGACACCCGUUUCUACAAGCGCAUACUUGUUGAAGAUAUUGAACCGACACUCCGUCUCGAUUUGUCUCCGACGCUUUCAUGGCUAAACCGGCGCAGCAUCCUUUCCGCCCUGGGAGACUCCACGCUGAUUGUGGAACCUAUACCGGACUCCUCUCUCAGGCUAUAUGGAAAAUACACGCCGUGCGCGCUGUGCGGGGAGAAUAGGAAAGAGGGCGAGAAUCCUCGAACGCACGCUAUGAGGGUACGUGAAGGCGAAGGAGCUACGAAGUGGUCAAUAUGCACACUGUGUCUGGAAAAAGUGCGUGGGGUGGGUGAUCUGGUCGCCUACAUUCGCAUGGUGCGCGAGGGCGUGGUCAAGGUUGGAGAUAAGAAAGAUGAAGAAGACGCGUGGGAGGAAUUAGUCAGACUCAGGGAACGGUUGUUCUGGGCAAGAAUGGCUGGCGGCGUCGUCCCUGCGUUUCUCCCAUCGCCGAAGCAGACGCCAGAUGAUGAGCGGAAGAUGGCAGAUGCGAUCGGCGAGCACACUGAAAGAGCAAGUGAGGAAAGUGCUGAAAGGGCAGACGCCAGCACCCCGCCACAACAAAUUAUCAGCGCAGCCGAGAAAGAGACCCUUCAACUGUCCUCGCCAGAAGAUGCAGAAAACAUAGCGCCUCAUUCUGAUUCUGAUUCCGAGAAGGCGGCUCAACAACUGCAAGAAGGUCUCCAUGGCAGCCUGACAACGUUCGACAAUCUCAAAGAGAAGAGGAUAAACCUGAGCCACGAGAGUUCAAGCACGCCCCCUUCGACUCCAUCGCCUGCCCGAGGACAUCUUAAGCGGGAAUCCUCGAGCGGCAGUGGGAUCAACUUUCCCAGGAUUAAUAUUCCAAGACUGCCGCAGGGGUUUUGGGAUUCACAGGUUAAUACUCUACGUUAGGCCAUGUAUGGUUAUCGUGGAGGAUGAAUGAUGUGAAAAGAUACAACAGCGCGCAAGAAGGAACCAAGCAAUUGUACAAUAUAUCCCUUUCGUCGAGAAAUCAGGUUGGCUGGACUGAUCAUCAGGAGACGAAAAUCAGGGGCUGGUCAGGAGGAUAUUUCGUUGCAAUCAAUUCCUACACUCGCUGGUAAGUCUAUGGUUAUAGACUAUUCAGUGGGAGGAAGUCACCACUUCGGUGUGACCUGUAUAUUAGCACCUGCUUCAUGGAAGUGGAACAUGGUCAUGGAACGCAGCGGACGGCCAGAGUCGAGGAGCGAGGGUUUGAUAUUGGAUUGUACUUGUAUACAUUGGUCAGCAUUUACAGCGGAGAACCCAAAUAUUAAUGUAUAUCAAGUUUCGGCAUCGUUACUUUGCCUACUG
This is a messenger RNA of Exophiala xenobiotica, 2833 nucleotides long. RefSeq lists its product as uncharacterized. Gene Ontology annotation, biological process: exocytosis. Gene Ontology annotation, molecular function: guanyl-nucleotide exchange factor activity. Gene Ontology annotation, cellular component: Golgi to plasma membrane transport vesicle; cell tip. Bases 284 to 2413 code for a protein of 709 amino acids. The record is from RefSeq and is a predicted model, not a curated record. Lineage: Eukaryota; Fungi; Ascomycota; Eurotiomycetes; Chaetothyriales; Herpotrichiellaceae. The transcript has a single exon.